AUGGCCAGCGUGCUGAGUGGGGCAAUGGCGGGCGCAACCGAAAUUUUAGGAAAUGUGAGCCGCGUGCGCCGGACACCGCAGCCGCACCACGCUCACCGCUUGAUGGCGGACGAAGAGUUAGACUCGAUGGGGACGUGGAAGCGGUCACACUGGCGCGAGAUGCAGACGAUACUGAGGAAGGAGGGCUCCCAGCGGGACGUAGUCGAGUGCUGUCCCUCAGUGCUCGAGAUGGUCGCCAAGAAAGGCGGCCGAACACCCACCGGACUCUACGUAGAACUAUACGAGGACGGUGAGAAUAAGCAGAGGCUCUACGAGCUCUCCUGCGCCCCGGAGGUUGUCGACAAACCGUGUCGUUUCGUCGACGCCCGUCUCUACAACCAAUCGAGGUGCGUCCAGAAAUAUUCCUAUUCCUACGCUCUCGUCAGGUAUUCAACAGCCACGGAGAUGCCACAGCGGCAACGGCCCGAAGGACAUUUCUCAGUGCCUGGCUCUGGAGGCUGGUCUAUGGACUAUGUUAUAGUGCGCGCGGGUUGUGAGUGUCAAAUAACGCCUCCGAAGCGUAAGACUGGCCAUCGGAAGCGCUUCGAAAGACACCGGCAAAGAAAAAGGAACAGACGGUUAGACGAGGACGACGAUACUUGA
Molecule: messenger RNA, 642 nt
Organism: Melitaea cinxia (Glanville fritillary)
Lineage: Eukaryota; Metazoa; Arthropoda; Insecta; Lepidoptera; Nymphalidae
Exons: 3
Coding region: 1-642 (213 amino acids)
Source: RefSeq, a predicted model, not a curated record